AUGACAGGCACGCUGCUCUCGGGCGAUGGCCUGGUGGAAGCCGAAAAUCGCCUCAACUCAGAGAUUGAGGAGUGGCGCAUAGAGUACCUCCAGGACACCGAGAAGAGGUUCGGAUCGCAGCACUCGGUGCAGAUGGCCCAUCCCAGAAGGCCGCGUCACGUGUGCGCGACGCAGGCGGCGGCGGCGGUUGUGGCUCACAGCUUCUUCGUGGCCAUGUGCGACAACAGCUGGCCUCGGCCUUCAGAGCCCUCGAUGAAGAAGAUCCAGCAGGAGGCGACAUGUGACAACUCCAUACUCUUGCAGCACAAGACCUCGCGACGCGUAGGCGAUGCAGGCUUGCAAAGCGUGCAGGAAGCUGCUUUGGCCCAGAGGCCGACCUACGGCUCACUGGAGGGGAUUGCGCUCGCAGACUUCGAUGGCGACGGUGUCCUAGAUCAGUUCCUUUGCAAUCACGACGACAUGCGUCCGAACGCCACGGCGGCGGAGUCCACGCAGCGCCUGCUGAAGGGCACCUCCUCCGGUGCCUUUGAGGAGGUGACGUCAAGCGCAGGACUCUUUGGGCAUCGCUGCAGCGGCGUUGCGGCCGCCGACGUCGACAACGACGGAGACACCGACCUGGUCACUGCUUUGUACCGCCAGCGCGAGGGCAGCUGCAAGGUUUGGCUGAAUGACGGCACCGGCUCCUUUACGGAAUUGCCUGGAGCCAUUGCGACUGCAAGUUGUCCCUUGUUUCCGGGCUCGGUUGCCCUGGCGGACGUCAACAACGAUGGGAAGCUCGAUGCCUACAUCGGCUCCUUCAAUGAUCUCCUUCCAAACCUGCCGAACCACCCGAGCUCCGUCCUCAUCGGGGAUGGAACCGGUAACUUUGCACUUGCAGAAGCCACGGGCGCAGAGUUUCCCGAGUUUCCCUGCGUUGCCAGCUUCAUGGACUUGGAUGAUGAUGGCGAUCAAGACAUUGUUGUUGCCACCUGCAACAAGCUUACCAACAACAGCGGGGCUACAGUCCCUAUUUUGACUCCUAUCUACAUCUUUCGCAACAACUUCUCUCAGUCUGGAAGGGUGGAGUUCGAGAACGAUGUGGCCGGCUUCGGAAUAGGGCUGCGCGUGGGGCUUUGGAUGAACGUUGCCUUCGGAGACUUGGACGGUGAUGGCUUGCUGGACAUUUUCAUGGGCCAGGCCGGGUGUGAGAUCCUGGAUGAGGUGGACUGCCCCCAAGUUCUUCGCCAUGCAAUGUUUCGGAACAAUGGAAACGGGACCUACACGGAUGUUGCAGAGGAGGCCGGCGUCGCAAUCCACCCCUUCAACUGGGGGGCCGCCUUCAUCGACCUUGAGAACUCUGGGACGCAGGAUUUGGUGACAGUGGGAAAGCUCCCGCUGAUUUCAGGGCCCGUCUCUGUGAACCUGGGAACAGUCUACCGCAACGAGGGCUCCUUUCCAUGGACGCUGCUGGACCCCUGGGACAUUGUGGUGCAGGAUUUCGGUCCUACCACUCCACCUGCAGGACCAGAAGAGAGUGCAGCCGUGAUGCUCCUCAAUGUCAACAAGGCCAAGGACCCUGACAACAAGUGGCUGAAGGUGACGUUGUGGCCAGAUGGGUCGAAGCAGAUCAAGAAGCUGCGCGGACGGAUGCAGCAAAACGCUCACGUGCAA
Molecule: messenger RNA, 1650 nt
Organism: Effrenium voratum
Lineage: Eukaryota; Dinophyceae; Suessiales; Symbiodiniaceae
Source: the annotation of a GenBank genome assembly